AUUUACAGGAUGCUGGAUAAUUAUGACAGGGGCGAGGUGACACCACCACCGGUUAGCAGUUAUGGCGGCUCACCUGGACUCUUGGCACUUCAUUCCUCGCUUUAUGCUACACCCACGUCUAGAACCUACGACAUCGAUACCAAUAUCGAUACCAACGACUCGACGGCCAUGCCUAUCGAUACCCAAAUCAUUUCGAUACCAGGGAUGUUGAGCGGACCGGCACAGCAACGUUUGGAAGAUAUGUCCUGGUUAGCAUCGGGACCAUCCUUAGAUUAUCAACAAGGAAUCUCACCGAUUCCCACAGGAGUGAAGAUGUGCCAUCCUGGCAGUACAGCGCAACGUAGCCUGAAGGAACAACGGAUACGUCGUCCGAUGAACGCCUUCAUGGUCUGGGCAAAGGUCGAGCGCAAGAAAUUGGCCGACGAGAAUCCUGAUCUUCACAACGCCGAUCUAAGCAAGAUGCUUGGUAAGUCAGCACGCUCGAUCAUUUAUCAAACUAAAUCUUCUAGUUACAUAGAUCAAUCGAUAUACUCUACGAUCCAGUUCUAUCAUUAAAUCGUAAUUAUC
Molecule: messenger RNA, 567 nt
Organism: Vespula pensylvanica (western yellowjacket)
Lineage: Eukaryota; Metazoa; Arthropoda; Insecta; Hymenoptera; Vespidae
Product: transcription factor SOX-18-like
Exons: 2
Coding region: 10-555 (181 amino acids)
Biological process (GO): anatomical structure morphogenesis; regulation of DNA-templated transcription; cell differentiation
Molecular function (GO): RNA polymerase II cis-regulatory region sequence-specific DNA binding; DNA-binding transcription factor activity, RNA polymerase II-specific
Source: RefSeq, a predicted model, not a curated record